CCUUUCUGUAUGACAGAUACAAACAGUAUACAGGAAGCUGGGGUGGGACAGCAGGCGGCGGAUAGCUUGUGGCUUAAACCUGGGGGGAAAUACACAGAAGAAUUCUGCACCUGCACCGUAACCAGCACAACAGAAUGGAAGAACAGAAUAAAGUAGAGGCUACAUUCAAUGCAGAGGAUGCCAGUGUUAUUGUUAAGGAGUGUGUAGAUGUCAUCUUAAGCGGCGUAGACUAUGAUGAGAGUCGAGUCAAUGAGUGGAUGUCUUCAGUGAUUGAGCAGUCGUUAACACACCUCGUAAAGAUGGGCAAAGCCUAUAAAUAUAUUGUAACGUGUACAGUCAUGCAGAGAAGAGGUGCUGGUUUACACACUGCAAGCUCAUCUUUUUGGGACAACACCACUGAUGGUAGUUGCACAGUGCGAUGGGAAAACCGGACCAUAUAUUGUGUUGUCAACGUGUUUGCAGUAGCCAUACAUUUGUAGUUGUUGGCAGAGAAAAAACGAAACCUAUGCACACUUUAAACCUUAUAAAUAAAAGUAUAUCGGACUCUCA
Messenger RNA from Bombina bombina (fire-bellied toad), 549 nucleotides. It is a transcript of the gene DYNLT3, whose product is annotated as dynein light chain Tctex-type 3. Gene Ontology annotation, biological process: microtubule-based movement. Gene Ontology annotation, cellular component: cytoplasm; kinetochore; cytoplasmic dynein complex. The transcript is spliced from 5 exons. Bases 135 to 479 code for a protein of 114 amino acids. Gene Ontology annotation, molecular function: dynein intermediate chain binding. The record is from RefSeq and is a predicted model, not a curated record. NCBI's taxonomy places the organism in Eukaryota, Metazoa, Chordata, Amphibia, Anura, Bombinatoridae.